This is a messenger RNA of Paramacrobiotus metropolitanus, 3433 nucleotides long. RefSeq names its product peroxisomal ATPase PEX1-like. Gene Ontology annotation, molecular function: ATP binding; ATP hydrolysis activity. Bases 226 to 3282 code for a protein of 1018 amino acids. Gene Ontology annotation, cellular component: peroxisome; peroxisomal membrane; cytosol. The record is from RefSeq and is a predicted model, not a curated record. Gene Ontology annotation, biological process: protein import into peroxisome matrix. The transcript is spliced from 10 exons. Lineage: Eukaryota; Metazoa; Tardigrada; Eutardigrada; Parachela; Macrobiotidae.
UAAAUUUCUUUUUUGUUUAUGAUCCGGAGCUGCACUCCACUAAAUCUUUUUUUGAUACGAUUCAAAGGAAUAAGCAGGAGAAUAAUUUUUUCCAUCUCGUAUUUUAAAGGCACAAUAACUAGAUAAGGCACUGUACAAAAUGCCAAACACUGGCCUGACUCAUCUUUUAUUACCGCUAUUUCGGCUAUGAUGCAAUCGUACUCAUAUUCAUGAAGAUCGUGCAGUAUGGCGAUUAUUUCUGGAAAAAUUCACCACAUCACCCAGAGGAACUGCUUUGUCAAUCUCCCAGCUGGAUGGAUGGCCAAUACACAGCGAACUCUGUCCGGAGAUAUUGUUGUACUGCGAGUCAGUUCCCUCGUGAACAGUGCCAACGAAGUAUUCCUAGGAUGGUCUGGCAACUCGUCGUUCUCCUUUGGCAGUGGAGAACAUUUGGUGGAAAUAGAUGGGAGUUUUGCUGGACUGCAUGGACUGCGGAACGGUGACGAGGUUUACGCGGAGUUUGUUGCGGGUGCGAAUGCGGCAUGUGUGCGAAUUGUUUUGACGCUGGAUGACGCGUCUUCAUGGACGGAAAUUUCAAAGCAUGGAGAAUUCAUUGAACAGCAUCUGUUGGAUGUUAUCAGAGUGGUGUCAUUGGGCAUCAAAUUUCCCAUCUGGCUGCCCAAUUCAUCUACCAAAUCUCACGUUUUUUGCGUGGUGAAAAUGGAACCCGAAAUGCCUUUUACAAUUUUAAUGCCGGAAACCGUUGUUGAGAUCCUUCCGCAUAACAGUGCGAACGGUACCGUUAGCCCUUUCAUCAACAAUUCCACUCCGCCUCGUCCUUUUUCGGCACUCCGCCCGGAACAGGCGUCUUUUCCUUUGACAUCCAUGAUUUGGGAUUUGUUUAUCAAACGGGCCAGUCCCGUGUCUCCGGCAGCGGUGAUUCAACGCGACCAAACAGAGACGACGGAUCAGUCAUCAGAAAUAUUUCGGAAAAAUUUGGAGAUUCCAUUAUUUUCUGAACGGAAAGAGGAGAAAAUUGAGGCUAACAAGGAAUAUUCCGCUCUUCUCCGGGUACAGGAAAUUUUUCCGCUGGAUCGCAUUGCGGAACCUAAUGAAGAAAUGGAAAACGUAGCGCUGGCCUAUUCUUGUGCCUUUGAUCAUGAUAUUGGAUUGCAUUGUGAUCGUAUUGUCAACGGCUCACUGCGCGUUAUUGCGGUUCCACACCCCUCAAGCCAGUCUGAUGCACAAAAAGAAAAACCGGCGCCGUCCUUUGAAAUCUCGAUAAGGUUAAUUUGUGACGACAAUAACGAAGCGGUCAUCAAACGGAAACAUAUCGGAUUAUCUAGACCGUUGAUACAGCGUCUCAGCUUGUUGCGGUUCUCCGUCAUCCUGGUGACGUUUUCUGAAAACUCUCUCAAAGCAGCCGAAGAGGCAGCGUAUUCUGUGGAAGAUGUUUUCACCAAUUCAUUCCGCAAAUAUAGUAUUUCUUUGGCAGCGGCUGUAUUUCCAAAACUUUGUCAGCAUAUUAUCGGUUAUGCCGACUUGGCAUUGUCCUUAACGAAUUUUUCUACACACUUCCAUCCUCCGCAUUAUUUCGUGUUUUCCGGUUUACUACUUCUUGGUGGUAUCGGAACGGGGAAAACCACGAUCAUAAUGGAUAUCGCGGAAAAACUGACAGCUGCUCCGUAUUUUGUCCAUGUGGAAACCAUACAAUGCAAACUAAUUCGCGGGAAACGCCCAGAUACGCUACGGAAAGUAUUGGAAACACUUUUUGAAGAAGCAGUCCAUAAACAGCCAUCGGUACUGCUUUUCGAUGACAUUGAAUAUUUGGCGGCCAACAUUACCAACGACAAUGACACUGAAGUCGAGUACGCGUACCGCGUUGCGCAUAUUUUGGUGGAUAUGCUGAAUUUGCUGCGGCAGCGGCGCGAUCGGGUACUGUUUUUCGGUACCUCGACAUCUCGUGAAGGAGUGAAUGAGUUGCUGGUUAAGCGGGGAUCUAGUUCUGUGUUUCACCGAUUUGUCGAUGUGCCGACAUUACAUGGGGAACAACGCAAGGUCAUGCUUGAGAUGUUGUUCGAAGAUGAAGAUGAUCUUUGCGACGGGGGUGUGGAUUUCGCCAAAAUUUCUGAUAAAACUGAAGGGUUUAUAAUGAGGGAUUUUCGGGUAUUCAUGAAGAAAAUCCGAAACGGCAGUAUUUUGUCCGAUAUUAAAUCGAAAGAUGGGCGUCUUAGCGUUCCGCUUGAAAUCAUUGACUCUGCACUAGAAUCCACGAUUCCUGCAUCCAUGCAGAAGGUAACAACAUCGCGUCAAUUGGACUUAUCGGCCGGAUGGGAGGAUGUAGGGGGCCUACAGUCUGUGAAGGAGACAUUAAAAGAAAUUUUCAUUCACCCUGUAAAAUACCCCACAUUGUAUGCCAAAUGUCCGCUGCGCUUACCGCGUGGUAUCUUACUUCACGGUCUUCCGGGAACAGGAAAGACGUUUGUUGCGGGUGUCACUGCAAAAGAAAUGGGGAUAGGCAUGAUAUAUGUCCGAGGGCCGGAGCUGCUGUCCAAGUACAUAGGCGCGAGUGAAUCGAAGGUACGGGAUGUUUUUGAGCGUGCACGGUCUGCCAAACCCUGUUUAAUACUAUUUGACGAAUUCGAUGCGAUCGCUCCGCGGCGUGGUCAUGAUUCGACGGGCGUCACGGAUCGCGUGGUAAAUCAGUUAUUAACAGAAAUGGAUGGGAUAGAGAGUCUGGAUGGAGUGUUUAUUAUAGCAGCAACUAGCCGACCGGAACUGAUUGAUCCUGCGAUUCUGCGACCCGGAAGAAUUGAUAAAUGCUUGUACUGUCCGUGCCCCACCCGCGGCGAACGGUUGGAGAUCUUGGGGAUUCUGGCUCGAAAAGUGCUUUUGAAUGAUGACGUGGAUCUGAGCGAACUGGCCGAUCAGACCGAUGGUUUUACCGGUGCAGACUUGAAAUCUGUGAUCACCGAUGCUCAGCUGUAUGCCAUUGAGAAGCGUGUUUACCACGACUUGUCUCCGGAAUCGGUAAUGGGCCCUGGGAGUAAUCCUGAUCGGAUGUCCGAAGUAUCCCGUGAUAACACUUCAGAUAACAACAUGAUCAGCGCAAAUGCAUCUCCAUCGAAAAUAAUAGUAAAGGUUGCAAAAGCAGACAUCCUGCAGGCAAUGAAAGAACGGCAACCAUCGGUUUCGGUUGAAGAACGGAUUCGUUACGAAUCUCUAGUGGCCAGUUUACGGAGCAAUGGAGCAUCCGCUUUGCACCGGUUCGCUAAACGUGGAGUUUAUGCCACCCUAGCUUAACGUGAUAAAUUGGUUUAAUAGCUUUUGAAUGAUGAGUUUCUGUGAUGCUGAUUGUGAUCGUCUUUUCUUACUUGGUCUGAUGUUUUAAAAAUCAGUUGUUGCGUUGCCUGGUUGCUUCUAGGCUGCGAAAACUAGUAAAAUAGGAUAACGG